Messenger RNA from Wallemia ichthyophaga EXF-994, 1725 nucleotides. RefSeq lists its product as uncharacterized. The record is from RefSeq and is a predicted model, not a curated record. Gene Ontology annotation, cellular component: mitochondrial inner membrane; mitochondrial matrix. Gene Ontology annotation, biological process: protein refolding; mitochondrial unfolded protein response; protein import into mitochondrial intermembrane space. Lineage: Eukaryota; Fungi; Basidiomycota; Wallemiomycetes; Wallemiales; Wallemiaceae. Gene Ontology annotation, molecular function: protein-folding chaperone binding; ATP-dependent protein folding chaperone; ATP binding. The transcript is spliced from 5 exons. The coding region runs from base 1 to 1725 and encodes 574 amino acids.
AUGCUCCCAAGAACAGUACGCGCAGCUCACAAGAAUAUCCAAAGAGUUCCCUCUGUCUUAGCCAGAGGCGCUCACAAGGACAUCAAAUUCGGCGUUGAUGCACGUGCAUCUAUGCUCAGUGGUAUUGAUUUGCUUACAAAGGCUGUAUCAUCUACUCUCGGUCCAAAGGGACGCAACGUAAUCAUCGAACAAGCCUUUGGUGGCCCAAAGAUUACAAAAGAUGGUGUCACCGUUGCCAAGUCUAUCACCCUCCAAGACAAGUUUGAAAAUCUCGGUGCUCGUCUUGUCCAGGACGUUGCUUCCAAGACAAACGAAAUUGCAGGUGAUGGUACAACCACCGCCACUGUGCUCGCAAAGGCCAUUUACGCUGAGGGUGUCAAGAAUGUCGCUGCUGGCUGUAACCCAAUGGAUCUCCGUCGUGGUGUACAAAAAGCCGUUGAAGAAGUCAUCAAAGUUCUCGAGGCUAACAAGAAAGUCGUAACCACUUCAGAGGAAAUUGCUCAAGUUGCAACUAUAUCUGCUAACGGUGAUGUUCACGUUGGUCAGCUCAUUGCAAACGCAAUGGCAAAGGUCGGCAAAGAGGGUGUCAUCACCGUCAAGGAAGGAAAGACCAUCGACGAUGAAGUUGAGAUUACUGAGGGCAUGAGGUUCGACCGCGGUUUCAUCUCCCCAUAUUUCAUCACCGACGUUAAGUCUCAGAAGGCUGAAUUCGAAAAGCCUUUGUUCCUUCUUUCCGAAAAGAAGAUUUCUGCUCUCCCAGACAUUAUGCCAGCUCUUGAGAUUUCUGCCACUGCUCGUCGCCCACUCAUCAUCAUCGCUGAGGACAUUGACGGUGAAGCUCUUGCUGCUUGUAUUCUCAACAAGCUCCGUGGUCAGCUUCAAGUUUGCGCAAUCAAGGCCCCAGGUUUCGGUGACAACAGAAAGAGCAUCCUCGGAGAUCUUGCCAUUCUCACCGGCGGUACCGUGUUCACCGAAGAACUUGACGUCAAGCUCGAGAAGGCCACCGUAGACAUGCUCGGUUCAUGUGGUAGCACCUCCAUCACUAAGGAAGACACCCUUGUCCUCAACGGUGACGGUCAAGGUGAAAUCGUCGCCAACCGCUGCGAGCAAAUUAGAGCUCUCAUCAACGAUGCAAGCACCUCUGACUACGACAGAUCCAAGUUACAAGAGCGUCUUGCCAAGUUGAGCGGUGGUGUCGCUGUCAUCCGUGUCGGUGGCGCUUCAGAAGUCGAAGUCAGCGAAAAGAAGGACAGAUACGACGAUGCACUCAACGCAACUCGCGCUGCUGUUGCUGAAGGUGUCAUCCCAGGUGGAGGUAUCGGUUUGCUUAGAGCUAGUGACGCGCUGGGCUCAGAUGCCGCCAACUUCGACCAAGGAUUGGGUAUUUCGAUGGUCAAGAACGCACUCACUCGUCCAAUGCGCACUAUCGUCGAAAACGCCGGUGGUGAGGGUGCAUUGAUUGUUGGACAAGUCCUCGAGAAGCACCCACACGACUUCAACAUGGGUUAUGACGCCAGCAAGGAUGAAUUCUGCAACAUGUUCGAAAAGGGUAUCCUUGAUCCGGUCAAGGUUACUAAGCAGGCAUUGAUCGACGCUUCAGGUGUCGCAUCUCUCCUCUUCACUUCUGAGACUGCCGUCGUCGACGCACCAGAAGAAAAGGCUGGUGCACCACCUAUGCCAGGCAUGGGCGGCAUGGGCGGUGGAAUGGGAGGAAUGGGCUUCUAA